AUGAGGAAGCCCGAGGGCCCGGAGAAAAGGGGGAACGCUAAUAAUAAUAAGGCGGCAAAGCUGAGAAAAGGGCUUUGGUCGCCUGAAGAAGAUGAGAGGCUUAUGAAUUACAUGUUGAGCAAUGGGCAAGGCUGCUGGAGUGACAUUGCUCGAAAUGCCGGGCUUUAUAGGUGUGGGAAGAGCUGUCGACUGAGGUGGAUAAAUUAUCUGAGGCCCGAUUUGAAAAGAGGCGCUUUUUCCCCUCACGAGGAGGAACUUAUCCUGCAUUUGCAUUCCAUUCUUGGCAAUAGGUGGUCUCAGAUUGCUGCACGCCUGCCCGGAAGAACGGACAACGAAAUUAAGAAUUUCUGGAACUCCACAAUCAAGAAGAGGUUAAAGAAUAACAAUAACAAUAACGACAACAACACAACUUCAUUCUCCUCACCAAACAAUAGCGACUUAUCAUCCGACCACCUCAUUAUCAACCCAAAUAUUAAUAUUGCAACAAAAACACAAUGCCCGAUUUUCAUGCAAGAAUACGAGCUUGUCUCCUCCUCCCCCUCUUCCUCAUCCAUACAACCCAAUCAUGAUUUGACUAAUUUACCCCUCACACAAUUCACAAAUAACCCUUUCAAUAUUCUUGAUCAUCAUCAAAAUAUCUUUGACCUUAAAUCGUGUUCGGACCCGUUAUUCAACUUGCCGCCUUCUACAUAUCUGCAUGAGCAACCGGUUUUGGUUAAUAAUAAUAUGAUAGGGGGUGGUUUAGGGGAAUAUCAUGGGAAUCUCAUGGAUUCAUAUGUCAUGGGAUUGGAAAAUGACAUUUCUGUCCCUGGAUUGGAGGUGAAAGGGGUUGAGGAGCAAGGGAGAGGUGGUGAUUAUAAUGCUGCCUUUGACUAUGUUUUGGAGAAGAAAAGCAAUAGUAUGAUGAGUGGGGUCAACUACAUUAAACAAACUUUGACCAAUAAUAAUAAUAAUAAUAAUAAUAAUAAUGGUGUUGGUGGUUUAAGUAGUGAAAGCAUCAAAGCUGAGGGUGAGUCUGUUGGGAUUGAGAAUAAUUGGGAAGGAGAAGGCUUCAAAAUGGGAGAAUUAGAUUGGGAAGGUUUGUUGGCUAAUGUCUCCACCUUACCAUACCUUGACUUCCAUUUUCAAUAA
Striga asiatica is the source of this 1131-nucleotide messenger RNA. The record is from the annotation of a GenBank genome assembly. Lineage: Eukaryota; Viridiplantae; Streptophyta; Magnoliopsida; Lamiales; Orobanchaceae.